Messenger RNA from Papaver somniferum (opium poppy), 3221 nucleotides. RefSeq names its product protein FAR1-RELATED SEQUENCE 6-like. Gene Ontology annotation, molecular function: zinc ion binding. The transcript is spliced from 4 exons. The record is from RefSeq and is a predicted model, not a curated record. Gene Ontology annotation, biological process: regulation of DNA-templated transcription. Bases 144 to 1964 code for a protein of 606 amino acids. NCBI's taxonomy places the organism in Eukaryota, Viridiplantae, Streptophyta, Magnoliopsida, Ranunculales, Papaveraceae.
AGGAACCGGACUUAUCGGCAGUCCUCUGGAUGAAAAUGUUCAUACAGAAUGACAUUUAAACCGAAGGAAGGGAAAAGAAAACAAACACUUGCUAGGGCACGGCUGAGAUCGACUCUCACAGGUGAAAAUCAGUUGAUACAGAAAUGGAUGAGGAAACCUCAAAUAAGGAGACAACAGGAGUUGGUGAUGCUGAAGUUGUAAUUGACGAGAAAAGGGAAAGUGAAAUUAUUGAGCCAAAGGUGGGAACGAUGUUUAAUAGUGUUGAUGAGAUUUAUGAAUUCUUUAGAAGCUAUGGAUACCAUAUGGGAUUUCCAGUAAAGAAACGAACAACAAAGAAGAGUAUAGAUGGCAUACUUAGAUACGUGACGUUUACAUGUGGACGAGCAGGAAAAGGAGAGAGUUCAUCAAACAAUUUAGUGAAACCACCGACGUCUCAAGUUGGAUGUAAGGUGAAGUUGACGGCAAGUUUAUGUGGAGAAAAUAAAUGGCGGAUUAAUACUGUUAAUCUUGAACAUAAUCAUGGGUUAUGUCCUAGUCAAGCUGCGUAUUUUCGAUGUAAUUGGCAGUUUGGGAAAAAUAAUAAAAUGAAUCCAGAAGGGGGGAGUGAUAGAGGUGUAAAUGAGAAUGUUUUGAAUGUGGAAAGAGAGUGUAGGAGAUGUAGUGGGACUAUGACUCGUUUACAACUUGGGGAAGGAGAUGCAUUUGCGAUGCAAGAGUUUUUUAUGAAGAUGCAAACACGAAGCAAAGAUUUUUUCUGUAGUAUGGAUUUGGAUGAAGAUGGUCGGCUGAGGAAUGUGUUUUGGGCAGAUGGAAGGAGUAGAGAAGCUUACAAGGAAUUUGGUGAGGUAGUCUAUCUUGACACCUCAUUUUUGGCAAACAAGUAUAAUAUUCAGUUAACAUCCCUUGUUGGGGUUAAUCAUCAUGGCAACCUAACUUUGUUUGGAUGCGGGUUGGUUUCAUCUGAUGAUACCGGGACUUACGUGUGGUUAUUUAGGACCUGGCUGGAAUGUAUGUCCAACUGUGCUCCUAAAGGAAUAAUAACGGACCAAGACACAGCCAUAAAAAUUGCAGUUGAGGUCGUUUUCCCUACUAUUAGGCAUCGGUGGUGUUUGUAUCGUGUAAUGAAAAAGAUGCCUGAAAAAUUAGGCGAACUUUAUGGUUCUAUCAGUUCUUCUUUGCAAGAAGUGGUAUAUGAUACACAAAGCCCAACAGAAUUUGAACAAAGUUGGAAUGAGCUGGUUGAAAAGCAUGGAUUGCGUCAUGAUGAAUGGUUGACUGGAUUAUACAAUGGGAGGGAUCGUUGGGUACCAUGUUUUGUAAAAUCCAACUUUUGGGCAGGGAUUUCGGCCACUAAGCGUGAUGAUAGUAUAAAUUUGUUUUUUGAUGGAUUUGUCAAUUCAAAAACAACUUUGAAGAAAUUUUUUGUGGAACAGUAUGAUAAGGCACUGAAGAGUGAAGUGGAAAAAAAGAGUCAGCUAGAUUUUAGGUCAUUUGCUAAAACAGUGCCUUGUAUAACUACUUACGAAAUGGAGAAGCAAGUGCAAAGGGUUUACACCAUCUCAAAAUUUAAAGAAUUUCAGAAAGAGUUGACAGGAAAGAUGUAUUGUGAUGUAAAAUCCAUUCAAGAAGGUUCCAUGGUCUCGGAGUAUCACAUACGAGAGGACAUUGUGAUUGGAGAAGCUAAAAAGAGAAUGAUGUCUACGAUCUCAUUUCAGAGGAAUGACUGUGAAGUUAAUUGCAGUUGUCUCAUGUUUCAAUUUGGAGGGAUACUAUGCAGACAUGCAAUAUAUGUAUUAAUCCGCAAUGAUAUUAUGUUGCUUCCAGACAGUUACAUAUUAAGCAGAUGGAGGAAAGAUGUCAGGAGAUAUUACACAAGGGUCAAAAUUAAUGACAGUUGGUCUGCCACUCCUGAACAGCUGCAGUAUGAUGAGUUAUGUCUCGCAUUUGCAAAGCUUGCACACUGAGUAGCUGGGGACAGAGAAAGUUGUAGACAUGUUUUGGAGUGGAUAAACAAUCAGAAAACAACACUGGCUACAAAAAGAUUAAGUUGCGAAAGUAACCCAGCUCAGAAAUGAAUCUUAGGAGCAAGUUCAACAAAUUAUCUUCAGUGCUGCCAUGUGUCAAUAACAAGAACAGUAGCAAUUGGAAGUCCUGCACAAGCUUUUGAAAGGCAUUCGAUGGUCCAAGUAAGGUCCGAGACUAAUCAAGAGCUAAGUUUCAGCGGUAUAUAUAUAUAUAACUAAGAGGCAAAGAAGGAUUUAAGCAUCGACUGACAUGUUAGUAGAUCUUCAAAAUGAUAUGCAGUUUGCCGUCAGUUUACUGUGGAGGCCCUUGAAUUUCUUUUCCUUCUGAAUUCAAUCCUCACUAUCACAUGUGGGAAAUGGUGGAAGUUACUAUUAAGCCAGGCAGUCAGCGGAAGGUCGGACCAUCCCAUAGUGGAAGCCCAUCGCAGAAUUACAGUAAGUCUCUGCUGUUCCAUCUUCUCUUUCAAGGUUUACGUUGUUUAGGACAAUGUUUUUACAAGGGACUGUGUCGCUGCAGGCAAAUUUCAUCGCCUUUGCCGUCUUUGAUGUUCCUGAGAUGUUUCGGUAUACGAUUUGGCUAAUUUCCACAGCUGACGUCUAACAUUGCAAAAUCAAGAUCAAGAGUUAAUUUUUUUUCUUCGAACUUGUAUAGUCAAUAGCAAUGCGAGUAAACAAUUAUGAUGAUCAAUGAGAGCUAUGUGUUCGAUAGGCUAGUUUAUGGGUUUGAUAUGGUCAAGAAAGAGAUGCGCAGAAUGCAACAUCUUACUUAGUAGAUACCUUACCUGAUUUUUGCAACUCUUAGGCGAAUCGCAGUAGAACUGGUCAAUGAUGAUAGGGUUGGCAACGUCCUCCAUCCUCACGUUCUCAUAACGUACUGCACGAACGAACCCAGACCCACCCUGUUCCAGUUCAGCACCCCAACAUUGGUCGAUUUAGUGAUAUGGAUACCGUCGGUGUUUGGGCUGGUUCCUGGUGCAGAGACUUUGACAUUGGUUAUACGCACGUUGUCACAGUGAGAGAUGACAAAAUUCAUUUGUUGGCCGUUCUGUAUGGUAAGACCCUUCACAUUCACUGCCGAGCUAGUGUCGAUUGUCAGUGCCUACAUCCAUUCGUUUUUAUUAUGUUACUUAUAGUAUUGCAAAUAGUACUGUGUUUUUUCUUUUUAUAAAAAACUCCAAUAAACAUGUCCAACUGUUU